GGGAGUCAAUGUUGUGGUUCUCCUGUGGAGAACGGGGUGGAUCCACUCCCUCUUAAUAUACCCAGGCUAAGGAGGCUGAGCCUUACAUCUAAGAGAAGAAGCAGAGCAGCUGGAGUACACACACACACUACAUACUACACACACUCACAUACAGAAACAGACAAACAGCAAGGCACACCGUCUGACACCGGCAGACAUCUGAAGUGAUUCUUGAGAGAGAGGACUUCACUUCCCAGAGUGACAUGCUGUGGAGGACAGCUCUCUUGACUGGCCUGGUGGGACUGUAUGUCAUCGUCACCCAGUGUCCAGCCACCUGCCAGCUGAGCCAGGAGGACACGGAGACCCUCAUGGAGCUGCACAACAGCUAUCGGGGCCAGGUGGUACCCAGUGCCACCGACAUGCGUAAAGUGAAAUGGGAUGAGAAGCUGAAGAUCCUAGCUGAGGGCUACGCUGUGAAGUGUAUGUGGGAACCGAACCCGGAUCUAGAGUUGCUGAACACAGGAGAGAACCUGUUUGUGUCCAAUGAGCCCUUGGACCUCAACAUGACCAUGGAGAAGUGGUUCAUGGAGCACCUAGACUACGACUACAACAACAACAGCUGCCAGGAGGACAGGAUGUGUGGACACUACACUCAGAUGGUGUGGGCGGACUCUCACUCUGUGGGCUGUGCUGCUCAUCGCUGUGACACCAUAGAGGGGCUGUCCUUCGAGAAAGUUAACUUCCUGGUCUGCAAUUAUUACCCAACAGGUAAGUCUAAGGAUGAGAAACCCUAUGAGGAAGGUGAAUGGUGCUCCAAGUGCCCAGACAACGUGCCGCGAUGUGAUCAGAACCUCUGCGUGCCUGAUGCCCCUGAGCCUUCAGAGGAGCCUGAUGUUGAGGAGCCUGAUGCCCUUGAGCCUUCAGAGGAGCCUGAUGUUGAGGAGCCUGAUGCCCUUGAGCCUUCAGAGGAGCCUGAUGUUGAGAAGGAGACAACAGAGAGCUUUACCCCACACACAGCCACCGCCACAGAGCCUGGGUAUGAGGAGGAGGGGGACGAGACAGGCACGGAGCCUGGGGACGAGGAGGAAGAGGAGGAGUGGGAGGGGGAGGAGAGAGCAGCGGAGAGGGAGAAGGAGAGGACUAGGAACCAACCUCCAGCCAAUGCAGGAAGGAUAACUACACCACUACUUCUUGUUACCAGCCUAAUGGCUUUACUCUCAGUAGGAUUGUGAGGUGAAGGUAUGAGAGUAAGGCAUGACACACAUACACACACUCUAUCUGGAACUGAACUGAACAUUGCUGGAAGUUGAAUUACAUUGUGCUAUAACCAUGUUUAUAGCAGAGGGAUUUGUUGAUGGUUAUUUUGUUAUUAUUUGCUCGCUAGUAAUUACAGUUGCUAGUUUAACAUAUGCCUUCUUAGCAAUAUCAAUAAGCACACAACAUACAACAGUUAACAAUGUAUUAUAACAGUUGUAUAAUAACAGUUACGACAUGUUACAAAUGUAACAGCAAUACAUUUUCUUAAAGCAAGGCACGUCCUCUAUAUGAAUGUGAUUCGUAAACCUAAAGGAGCAUAACUACUGUCAAUAUUGCAUAUUUCUGUAAAUGUCUGUAUAUAGAGUAUAAUAAAUAUUGUUUCUUCUA
Molecule: messenger RNA, 1623 nt
Organism: Oncorhynchus keta (chum salmon)
Lineage: Eukaryota; Metazoa; Chordata; Actinopteri; Salmoniformes; Salmonidae
Product: peptidase inhibitor 16-like
Exons: 5
Coding region: 243-1211 (322 amino acids)
Cellular component (GO): extracellular region
Source: RefSeq, a predicted model, not a curated record